GUAUAGCGUUGCUGUGAUACGGCCCUAUAUAUUUGCUGACAGGACUAUCUUCCUUUUAAAGACAACCUCCUCCUUACAUUGGUUUUCACUUAGUGAUGUCGCGUAUUUAUGUGGUGAACCUGUAAAGAGCAAGACAGGCAGAAGCCAGCUUUUUUAAUGAUUUGAUUCAUUUUUAUUUCUUCAGUUAUUUUGAGUUUAUUUAAUCCAUUGGCUGAAAGGGACUCAUUUCUGUAUUUUGGUUAAAUAAAUAUUUUAUUUAAUCAUUUUAUCUUGUUUAUGUGUUGAUUUCUGUUUCCAAGUUUGAACUAAGAGAAAGGCCGAAUUCAUAUUUUUAUAGCCUAUUUGCAAGUGUCUUCUUCAUUCUCUAUUUUUAAAGAGAUUGUUUGCCUAAGGACGUCUGUAACUUUCAUUUGUAGAAACGACGGCAACUCCAAACUAACAUGGCAGUCAGACUGUGCGACGUGGCUUCUCUGCUUAGAAGUGGUUCGUGGGCGGCAGAGCCUUGGACUGGGGUAAUUGCAGCCAUGGAAACACAGCUGUCCAAUGGGCCCACUUGCAACAACACGAGCAACGGUCCCUCAACAAUCUCAAACAACUGCUCCUCUCCGGUAGAGUCGGGGAGCAUGGAGGACAGUAAAACUAACUUGAUAGUAAACUACCUGCCUCAGAACAUGACCCAAGAAGAGCUCAAGAGUUUGUUUGGGAGCAUCGGGGAAAUUGAGUCCUGUAAAUUAGUUCGAGACAAAAUAACAGGGCAGAGCCUCGGUUAUGGAUUUGUGAAUUACGUGGACCCGAAAGAUGCAGAGAAAGCCAUUAACACAUUAAAUGGCCUGAGACUACAGACCAAAACCAUUAAGGUUUCCUACGCUCGUCCAAGCUCAGCCUCCAUUAGAGAUGCAAAUUUGUACGUCAGUGGCUUACCAAAAACCAUGACUCAGAAGGAACUAGAGCAGCUCUUCUCUCAGUACGGACGAAUCAUUACCUCUCGCAUUCUGGUGGACCAAGUGACCGGUGUCUCCAGAGGGGUGGGUUUUAUCCGGUUUGACCGGCGAAUCGAAGCAGAAGAAGCCAUCAAGGGCCUGAAUGGCCAGAAGCCACCGGGCGCCACAGAGCCCAUCACCGUGAAGUUCGCCAACAACCCCAGCCAGAAGACAAGCCAGGCUCUGCUCUCCCAGCUGUACCAGUCGCCCAAUCGAAGGUACCCCGGACCCCUCGCACAGCAGGCACAGCGCUUCAGGUUGGACAAUCUGCUAAACAUGGCAUACGGAGUCAAGAGCCGGUUCUCCCCCAUGGCCAUCGAUGGGGUGACCAGCCUGGCUGGCAUCAACAUCCCAGGGCACGCGGGCACCGGCUGGUGCAUCUUCGUCUAUAACCUGGCUCCGGAUGCAGACGAAAGUAUUCUGUGGCAGAUGUUUGGUCCGUUUGGCGCCGUCACAAACGUCAAGGUCAUCCGGGACUUCAACACAAACAAGUGCAAAGGGUUCGGAUUUGUCACCAUGACUAACUACGACGAGGCAGCCAUGGCCAUCGCCAGCUUGAACGGAUACCGCCUCGGGGACAGAGUUCUGCAAGUCUCGUUCAAAACCAACAAAACGCACAAAGCCUAAUCUCAUCUCGGAUUGUUUAUAGAAAACUCUACAGAAAAUGGAAAAACCUAAAAUGGAAACCUACCGACCGUAAACUUUCUACAUUAGCAAAAACAUCUUUGUAAAUCAGUGUUACGAAGGGAAACUAUACUUAGCGUCCAACAGUGUUUUCCUUUCCUUCAUUGCUAGGCUUUGAAACUUCUUAAAAUACUUUGCGUUAAACCAGAAAAAAUACUGCAGGUUUUCACGCCUGUCUUUAAAGCUGGACCUUUUAAAAUGUUACUAAAGGUUUUUUUUGUUUUGUUGCACAUCUGCUGUAAAACAGGAAGUUUUGUAAGGCUUUGUGUAGUGAUUUUUCUUUUGUAUUCUUCUGUGUCCUGAUUUGCCUUGGUGCUUUUUGCGUCUUAAGUGGUUAACGAAGUAUUUAUUUUUGAUUAUUCAGUUUAAACAAAUUGUUAGUAUUAUGUUUAUUGUAAUAUGAGUUAUUGGUUGGCUGCAUAAUAUUGCUUAUUGUAAAAUUUAAUGGAGGAAAAACACAAAAAAAUAUAUCUUAAAGCAGUACCUUGCCAAAGAGCUAAGAACCUCUUUGAUGUGGGUUUAAAAAGCAUCUAUUUUUAUAAAAAGACAAAUUUGGAGAAACUUUUUACUGGACCUGGAACAAAUAUUUUGACUUGGAUACUUUGAGAAAUAUCUUCAUAUGACACCUUACCAGGAAGUUUGCAGUGGUUGACAUUUCUGGAGAGAUUUCUGAUGUAAAAGAUACCUUUUGAGAUCUUUGUAUUAUCUUUCGAUUCUAGAAUCAAUGGCAGUGAUGGUUUCAUUUGUAUAAUCACCUGUGGGUUGUCCUAUCAUCCUGGCUGUUAUGACUAGCAACUCCCAUUCACUUUUGAUUUGGAAAUGCAGACAGAAAAAAUACAAAGGUUUAUUUGCAAAAGUGCAUGCAAAAUUAUAGUGGAAAUAUCUUCAAGGUAAAAGGGGGGGGGGAUAAAAAUCAGUUCUUCCUAAAGAAUUCCCUUCAAGACAGCGCUCAUGGUGGUUUGUGGUGUACUUACUAUAUCAUUUUGUCUUUAUAUUAAACAAAUAAGGGUUUUACCUACUUUGUAUGAAAGAGGGAGAGGACAAGCUGACCAAGGCAGCUGAUUAAGUAAACGAGUUUGAAUGAAAGAUGGGGAAGAUUACUCCUGGGCUUAGAGCUAUGUAAAUAAGUCCUUUUUUUUAUGUUGAGUAUUUAGCUAGCAUAUUUGUUAUUUUUUUGGACUUUAUGGCGAAGUGCUUUUUUUAUUUGAGUAACUAGUGUGAUUUAUUGAUUUUUCUGGGGAGAUAUUGCCUUAUUUUGAUUUCAGUUCGACUUUGAAAGUUCACAUUCAGUUAAAAUACUUGAUUUGUUGUCCUAUGGACUAGCAUUACAGUGUCAGAUUUGUUGGUGAUUUUGGUCUUUAGAUGGUCUUGCUUCUGCUAUUAAGAAAACUAUAGACAUUUAAGUUGGUUUGUUUUAUAUAUAAACAUUAUAGAUAUAUAUUUAUGUGGUAAAGAAUGGAUAUAAACCAGUUUUUAGCUUUCUGAUUACUUUUUUUUUUUCAUUCAUAUAGACGUAAUGCAUAAUAACCUGUCUUAAAAAUCGUAAAAGGUGUAUUGCUUUAUUCACUUGAAGCGGUUCCAUGACCAUAUCAAAAAGGGUUGCAAGAGAUUGCCGAACAACAUCUUGCUUCUCUCGAACAGAGGCUGGUCAAGCCCUUAGAUGCACUGAGUACUGCACCUGCAUCCUGCUUUGUCUUGAGCUCAUUACUAGUCAUACGUCUCCUUAUCGAGCAGUGUGCUGUGCAUUAUAUAUAUAUACAUUUAUAUAUUUACCAACUGCUUUUCUUAUACUUUUUCUCUUUUUUUUUUGGUUAAUUGUACAAGUUCAACUUUGAUUAUAGAUUAGCUGUGACACUGCUGCUGUGGGGGAAGGGGCCCCCAUUUUCUCAUGCCCGGCCUCUCACUGGUCUUGAUUGAGGAUAACUUGACGGACCCGAGGGGGCUCUGACUAGCUAGGCAUGGCAAAAUGAGCCCCCCCACACCCACUUUCAAUUCUAAAUGUGAGAAUUAUUAUUUAUUUGAAGUUGUACAGUAUUACUUGGUUCCACAGCGGUUUUGGGAUAGAAUAUAUCUUGAGUAUUUAAAAAAGGAUGUACAUGUUAUUUUCUUUGUGUUUGGAAUACUUUGUAUUUUUUCAUGUUCAGUACAUCAAUAAAUACGUUGAAGGGAAAUGCA
Messenger RNA from Salmo salar (Atlantic salmon), 3839 nucleotides. RefSeq names its product ELAV like RNA binding protein 2 (gene elavl2). Lineage: Eukaryota; Metazoa; Chordata; Actinopteri; Salmoniformes; Salmonidae. Gene Ontology annotation, cellular component: ribonucleoprotein complex. The record is from RefSeq and is a predicted model, not a curated record. Gene Ontology annotation, molecular function: RNA binding.